This is a messenger RNA of Aspergillus wentii DTO 134E9, 2321 nucleotides long. Its product is annotated as putative 3-methylcrotonyl-CoA carboxylase, beta subunit (MccB). The coding region runs from base 148 to 1890 and encodes 580 amino acids. Gene Ontology annotation, molecular function: methylcrotonoyl-CoA carboxylase activity. NCBI's taxonomy places the organism in Eukaryota, Fungi, Ascomycota, Eurotiomycetes, Eurotiales, Aspergillaceae. The record is from RefSeq and is a predicted model, not a curated record. Gene Ontology annotation, biological process: L-leucine catabolic process. Gene Ontology annotation, cellular component: mitochondrion; methylcrotonoyl-CoA carboxylase complex. The transcript is spliced from 2 exons.
CUCACCUUCUUCUGCUGUCCCUUGACAGACUACUUCAAGUUAAAAUAUUCUGCAGCAAAGGCCAUGGUCUAUUUGAUUUAACGUGUAUUUCUGAACACCUGACACAAAACCCAUAUUGGCUCCACGGCUGUCAUCCUUCUCCCCGCAAUGCGUGCUCCAUCUCCGCUCCUCCUGCGGAGCUUGAGCUUGAGCUCGAAAAAAGCACUGCCAUAUUCUCGACGACUUGUCCCCCAAAGGCAUCUCAGAUCAACUUAUAUCUGCCCGUCAUCGUCAAGAUCAAUUGCUAGCUACACGCACCCUCAUCAUGCUUCGGCAGUCUCCACCCUCCCUACCGCCGUGGACACCUCCUCGCCAGACUUCCAGGAAAAUUCCCAACAAAUGAAGGAGCUGUUGGACCGCAUGUCUACCCUGCAUGGCACCAUCGCCCAGGGGGGUCCACAGAAAGCCAGGGAUAAGCACGUAGCCAGAGGAAAAAUGCUGCCACGAGAUCGGGUUACAGCUUUGAUCGACCCUGGCACAUCAUUUCUGGAACUCUCUCCCCUGGCGGGCCACGAGGUGUAUUCAGACGAUGUGCCCGCGGGAGGUAUCAUCACAGGGAUCGGGACCGUCGAAGGGGUUACGUGCAUGAUUGUUGCUAAUGAUAGCACGGUCAAAGGUGGCACGUACUAUCCUAUCACCGUGAAAAAGCAUCUACGCGCGCAGGCUGUUGCACAAGAAAACAAGCUUCCGUGUCUGUACCUCGUGGAUUCGGGUGGUGCAAACCUGCCGCAUCAAGCGGAUGUCUUCCCUGACAAGGAGCAUUUUGGACGAAUCUUCUUCAAUCAGGCUAGAAUGAGCUCGCUUGGAAUUCCCCAAAUCUCCGUGGUCAUGGGACCAUGCACAGCCGGAGGGGCGUAUGUUCCCGCAAUGAGCGAUGAGACUAUCAUCGUCGAAAACCAGGGAACUAUCUUCCUUGCAGGACCUCCUCUGGUCAAGGCUGCAACUGGUGAAGAAGUAUCUGCGGAGGAUCUGGGCGGAGGUCAGCUUCACAGCUCGAUUUCAGGCGUGACAGAUUACUUGGCCGUUGAUGAUGCACACGCACUUGUCCUGGCACGCAGAUCUAUUGCCAACCUAAACUACCCAAAGACAAGUGUACCUUCACAGGUAUCUGAGGUCAUCAAAGAGCCCCUGUACGAUCCUAAUGAACUAAAUGGUAUCGUCGGAACCAACCUUCGCCGCCAAAUACCAGUCCACGAGGUCAUUGCUCGCAUCGUAGACGGAAGUGAAUUCGCCGAGUUCAAACGCGACUACGGUAGCACGCUUGUCACUGGGUUCGCCCGUAUCUACGGUCAUCAAGUGGGCAUAGUCGCCAACAAUGGCAUUCUCUUUUCGGAGUCAUCGUUGAAGGGAGCUCACUUCAUUGAACUCUGCGCGCAACGCAAGAUCCCCUUGCUCUUCCUCCAAAAUAUCUCUGGCUUCAUGGUUGGUGCCGAUGCUGAAAAGGGCGGCAUCGCAAAGAAUGGUGCAAAGCUCGUUACUGCAGUUGCCUGUGCAGAUGUCCCCAAAUUCACAGUCGUGUUUGGGUCCAGCGCCGGUGCAGGAAACUAUGGAAUGUGUGGCCGCGCAUACUCCCCUCGCCUACUAUUCAUGUGGCCCAACGCCAAAAUCGGCGUGAUGGGCUCCGAGCAACUCUCCGCAGUGAUGGAGGCAGUCGGCCGCACCGCAGACCCCGAACUGAAAGCCCGAAUCGACCGCGAAUCCGAAGCGAUCUUUUCGUCGGCUCGUCUUUGGGACGACGGCGUCAUCCCACCCGCACAGACGAGACGCGUACUAGGCCUCAGUCUUGCGGCCGCCUUGGGCGGAAGAGACGAUAAGGACGUGCAGACCCGGUUCGGUGUGUUCCGGAUGUAAUGGAAAAUAAAUAUAGGAUAUCCAAACACCUAAUGAACCUUAAACCGCUUAUCCUCACUAAAAGAUAGUCAAAAAGCAAAAAAAGCCAUGUUAUAUAGGAACAAUCACGACAGUCAUGGAUUCAUAAGCAUUUCUUCUAUGUCACAGAGAUUGUCACAUUGACAUUCACAAAAAAGUAAACGGCCGUAUCACUGGGGAGGUGUGUCGCGAGACAUGCGUUCUUGCUUCUUAAUCAGUCAAAAACGGCAGAUAAACAAAACAGAAUAAAUAUAAAGGGGAGAGUACCCUGCCGUUGACUACCACCGUCGGACAAGCAAGACUUAACUAAGUCAAGUCUUAUGCGGGGGACAGUCGACGACAGAGAGAAGGUGAAAUAAAUAUAAAAACUUUUGUUCAGUUUUGAAGACAAGGGGCAGAAAGAAGAUAGGCGG